AUUCAUAAAUCAAUAACAUGCCUUAUGUUAUGUUAUUAACUGCUGCUUCCUUGUUUCCCACUCCAACUAAUGAACUCACUCCCUACCAGCUUGUGGUUGGCAUCUUUAAGAAACAAGAGUUGUUGGAAGAUCUCUUCUUAUUCUAGAAAUCACAUUUAAUUGUUUGUUUUUUUUUUUUUUUUUUUUCACUUUCACAAGAACCCUUUCUCUAUUUCUCUCAAAUUUACAUCUGAUCUAUUAACUUAUUAUCACCAAAUCUGCUCCAAUGGAGUAUGAAAUUCUGCUUCUGGGUUCACUUACAUUGAUUUAUCUACUUGCUUUACUUUACUGGGUUUUCCUUAAAGACUUGAUUAAUGGUCUUAAUUUGAGCUCAUUUGGGCAAGUUAAGAAGUUUUACACUAGGGUUUCAAGUUAUGGUGAUGUAACUUUAAUGGGUAAUGGAAAAGGCUCAAUCUUUAGAUCAAUAAAUGGAAAUUUAGCUGUUGGGUCUUUCAUUAUUUUCUUUUUAGCUUUGAUUGGUGCAUAUUGGUUUCUUUUUAGAGAUUUAAAGCCUAAUUCUUUAGAUCAGGGUUUUAGUAUUUCUGGUCCUAAUGAUGCAACUGGUCAAUGUAAUGUGUUUGAUGGGAAAUGGGUCCCACAUGAUGGGUAUCCUCUGUAUAAUGCAUCUGAUUGCCCAUUUGCUGAACUAGGGUUUAAUUGUUUAGCAAAUGGGAGAAAUGAUAAAGCUUAUUUGAAAUGGAGAUGGAAACCUAAGAACUGUGAAAUUCCAAGUUUUGAUGCAGAAGCUCUUUUGAAAUAUCUUAGGAACAAAAGGGUUGUUUUUGUUGGUGAUUCAUUGACUAGAACACAAUGGGAAUCAUUUAUUUGUAUGCUUAUGUCCGGGGGUGUAGACAAAAGAUUUGUCUAUGAAAUUAAUCAAAAUAAGAUUUCUAAGGAAAUUAGGUUUUUGAAUGUAAGGUUUGAUUCCUAUAACUUCACAGUCGAGUUCUACCGGUCUACUUAUCUUGUUUGGCAAACUACUCCACCGAAACGAGCCCCUAAGAGAGUCAAAUCGACGCUUAGACUUGAUAAAAUGGAUAAUGUGAAUGAAGAAUGGAUUAAUUCAGAUGUCUUGAUAUUCAAUACUGGACAUUGGUGGACAAAGACUAAGCUUUUCGAAACGGGUACAUAUUUUCAGGUUGGUACAUCACUAAAACUGGGGAUGCCAGUAUCUAAAGCUUUGACUAAGGCACUUGAAACCUGGGCAUCAUGGGUUGAAUCAAAGAUAAACCAUAAUAAGACCCAUGUCUUCUUUCGUACAUUUGAAGCUUCACAUUGGAGCGGUCGUAAUCGAAAUAAAUGCAAAUUGAGUCGAAGACCGAUGUUGACAACUCAGGGCAAAGACAGAAGCCCUGUUUCUGACGUGAUAUUGCGGGUUAUCAAGAGUAUGUCUGCACCAGUUACCGCUCUCCAUGUUACUCCGAUGGGAGCAUAUCGUAGCGACGCACAUGUGGGCACAUACGGUGACAAUCCUUCAGUGCCCGAUUGUAGUCAUUGGUGUCUGCCUGGGUUGCCCGAUAUGUGGAAUGAAAUUCUAUUCACAUACCUUCUGCACAAAGAUGAAAUUUCCCGUCAACAAAUUUCAAAGUGAAUACCGUGAAGCAACACGCAUUGAAUUUUCGGACAAACAUCAUUGGAAGUUGUUUCGAUCUCAGAUGAAUAGUUGAUGAAAAUGCAUGAGCGAGGAUGUUUAUACACGGAUCAUAGAAAAAGUUCGAACAUAUAGCAUGUCAAAAAACUGUUCAGUCUUCAGUAUUCGGUGAUUUAUUUCGUCAUCAGGAUGUUUAACUGUAAUUCAAUGUUAACUUGAGACGUGUAUGGCGUGCUAGAAGCCUAGAAGCUCCGGAAUGAUGUUACAAGUAUCCUCAGCUGGAUCCGUUGUAUGUACUUAUGUAUGUAUGUAUGUAAAUUCCUGGUGAUAAUCUUUAAAGUGUAGUUGAAUACUUGCUCUUUCAAUAUACUUGAAUUCUUGCUGAUACUUUCAUCUUGUAAGAAGUUCUUUUUGAUAGAGCCAAAUUUGUUACUGCAUAAAUUUUGAUGAACUUUUUAGCUC
Molecule: messenger RNA, 2092 nt
Organism: Amaranthus tricolor (Joseph's coat)
Lineage: Eukaryota; Viridiplantae; Streptophyta; Magnoliopsida; Caryophyllales; Amaranthaceae
Product: protein trichome berefringence-like 7
Exons: 4
Coding region: 266-1630 (454 amino acids)
Cellular component (GO): Golgi apparatus
Molecular function (GO): O-acetyltransferase activity
Source: RefSeq, a predicted model, not a curated record